AUGGUACUGAUAAUGAAGAAUAUUUGGCACAGGAGGAAUAAGUUCGUUUUUGAAAAGAAAUUCUUAUCUCCGGCACAGGUUGUACAGCUUUCUAUUGCAGGCCACGAAGAUUAUAAGGAAGCUAGAAGGAAGGGGGAAGGAGGGCCAAAGGCUGGGGGUGAUGACAGAAGAGUUUUGAGACGGAGACGGCCAGAGGGCAGAAGCCUGAAGGCUAAUUUUGAUGCGGCCUUAAAUGAAACACUUUACUUAACAGGAGUUGGGAUUGUUAUUAGACAUCAUAACGGUGAAUUGGUUGCUGCAAAAUGUGCUAACAGAAGAUAUUCCAGCUCUUCCUUUGCUGCAGAGAGUAUGACACUAUGGGAGGCAAUGGAGAUGUGCAAGGAAUUGGGGUUAUGGGAUGUAUAUUUUGAGGGGGAUGCAAAAGAGGUGAUCGAGUCAGUAAAGAGAGAAGGGGAAAACGAUUCUCGGCAUGGUCAGAUAAUUGAAGCUGGGGUUCAGUCAUCGUGA
This is a messenger RNA of Juglans regia (Persian walnut), 507 nucleotides long. RefSeq lists its product as uncharacterized. Bases 1 to 507 code for a protein of 168 amino acids. The record is from RefSeq and is a predicted model, not a curated record. The transcript has a single exon. NCBI's taxonomy places the organism in Eukaryota, Viridiplantae, Streptophyta, Magnoliopsida, Fagales, Juglandaceae. Gene Ontology annotation, molecular function: nucleic acid binding; RNA-DNA hybrid ribonuclease activity.